AUGCAAUGGAACGAUCAUGCAAAAGAUCAUAGAAUGGGCGGACAAGAACUCGGGACAGGCCAAUUCUUCGGAGUUAUCCUAAUUCUUGGCAGAAACGGGCUGUACACUUGCGCGGAAACGUCAUCAGAACCAUUUCGCAGUGACAUCUUGUUUGGCGGUUGGUGGCGGGCUAUCCUAGCAUCUGAUCAGCCUUGUGAGUCCGAGGCUUGGAUUUCUAUUGUCAGAAACCGGGAAACGAAAAGAAAAGUUGAACGGACUCACGGGAACCGUAGAAGCUCGUCGCAGCGAAGGCCCUUGCAAAAUGGUAAGCGAUCACAAACCCUAAUCUCAGGCAUAAACAUUACCCCGGUUGGCGAUGUCUACCAGGGAUCACUAGCCGCGAAGGUUUCGAUGCUAGAUGCGAUUGCAGAAAAUUUCUGCAAAUGCUUCCAAGCUGUACCACAGUUGACGAUCUAUUCGAGGGUUCUGGAAGCUCAUGCCAGCACUUGUGAGCAGCUUUGGUACUUGGUUUCCAGUUCUCUGGGAGGUGUAGAGGAGAGCUAG
This is a messenger RNA of Histoplasma capsulatum G186AR, 543 nucleotides long. RefSeq lists its product as uncharacterized. NCBI's taxonomy places the organism in Eukaryota, Fungi, Ascomycota, Eurotiomycetes, Onygenales, Ajellomycetaceae. The transcript is spliced from 5 exons. The record is from RefSeq and is a predicted model, not a curated record. Bases 1 to 543 code for a protein of 180 amino acids.